Molecule: messenger RNA, 852 nt
Organism: Ogataea philodendri
Lineage: Eukaryota; Fungi; Ascomycota; Pichiomycetes; Pichiales; Pichiaceae
Exons: 1
Coding region: 1-852 (283 amino acids)
Biological process (GO): fatty acid catabolic process
Molecular function (GO): 2,4-dienoyl-CoA reductase (NADPH) activity
Source: RefSeq, a predicted model, not a curated record
AUGUCUUCUUCUCCCUUUCUAAGUGUUUGGAAGCCCGAUCUUUUCAAGGGCAAGGUGGCCUUCAUCACUGGCGGGGCCGGCACAAUCUGUCGCCGCCAGGCAGAAGCGCUGAUUGUUCUUGGUUGCUCGGUAGCAAUCAUUGGGAGAAACGAAGAGAAAACCGCAAAGGCGGCUCAGGAGCUGGACGCCAUGCGCUCGGACGUGCGGGCUAUUGGAAUAGGCAGCUGCGACGUGUGCAAGAUCGGCGAUUUGAGCGCUGCGGUGCAAAAGACGACUGACCAACUCGGGAAAAUCGACUUUGUGAUCUGCGGAGCAGCAGGGAACUUCAUUGCGGACUUCAACUCGCUGAGUGCAAACGCGUUCAAGAAGGUGGUGGACAUCGACUUGCUCGGGUCGUUCAACACGGUCAAGGCGUGCUACCGGGAACUGAAAAAAAACCAGGGUGCGGUGCUAUUUGUGUCUGCGACGUUCCACUACUACGGCGUGCCGUUCCAGUCGCACGUCGGGGCUGCCAAGGCAGGCGUGGACGCGCUGUCGAACGCACUGGCCGUCGAACUGGGCCCGAUCGGCGUCCGUGUCAACGCAAUUGCCCCAGGAGCCAUUGGCGGAACAGAGGGCUACAAACGGCUGUCGCAGAGCUCGAAACUGGCCAGCAAGAUCCCGUGCCAGCGACUGGGGUCUACCGAUGACAUUGCACAAGCAACGGUGUUCCUUUUCAGUGAUGCUGCAAAGUACAUCACCGGGACCGUGCAGAUCGUGGACGGCGGGUUUUGGCACAUGGGUCCGCUGGUCACGGCGGAUCUUUAUCCCGGCGAGCUGCUGAAACGGCUUUCGCGCGAGCCCAAACUUUAG